CUUAUUUUUAUAAAUCAAAAAACAACAAUUUGCUGAGAAAGAGGAGAGGAGUUUUGAUUGUUUUCUUGCUCUUCACCUCCGAAUUGUAGUUGUCGUCUAAUAUACUUUCCUCUUGGUAUUUUGUGGAUUUAUAUCUCUAGGUUUUUUUUCUUUCUCUUGUUUCUUAGUGGAUUGUAUCUGCAAAGAUUUUCGGAGGGGAACUAAAACAUCCCUUCCCUAUGGCAGCAACCCUUUAUUUUGGUUUUCUUUCGGUAAAGAAUCGGAAGAAAAGCUGUAAUUUUGUGCCGAUUAUGGUAAUUUGGGUGAUUUCUGAAUUCUAGGUUUGGUGGUGUUGUAGAAGAAGCAGCUAGCCUAGCCCCAAGAAACAAGAGGAGACAACAAGCAAGCAACAAUUAACAGCUGUAUAAUCUUUGAAGAUGGCCGCCGCCUCAUCGUCCACACCAUUCUUUGGAACCAGGGAAGAAAUCCAAAACCAAAUGGUACAACAACAAUCAUCCACCACCACACCCACUUCUUCAACUGCUCCAACCACUGCAACUCAGAAGAAAAAGAGAAAUCAGCCUGGAACACCAAAUCCAGAUGCGGAAGUGAUAGCACUAUCUCCCAAGACUCUAAUGGCAACAAACAGGUUCAUUUGUGAGGUAUGCAACAAAGGGUUCCAAAGGGAGCAAAACUUACAGCUCCAUAGAAGAGGACACAACCUGCCUUGGAAGCUAAAACAGAAGACUACAAAAGAAGUGAAAAGGAAGGUUUAUCUCUGCCCCGAGCCCACAUGCGUCCACCAUGACCCGUCUAGGGCACUUGGUGACCUUACUGGCAUCAAAAAGCAUUACUCAAGAAAACAUGGUGAAAAGAAAUGGAAGUGUGAGAAGUGUUCUAAGAGGUAUGCGGUGCAAUCUGAUUGGAAAGCUCAUUCAAAGACCUGUGGCACUCGAGAGUACAGAUGUGACUGUGGCACUCUUUUCUCAAGACGUGAUAGUUUUAUCACUCACCGGGCCUUUUGCGAUGCACUGACUCAAGAGAGUGCUAGACACCCCACCAACUUAAGCACAAUAGGUAGUUAUCAUCUAUUUGGAAGUAAUCAUAUGAGUUUAGGACUAUCCCAAAAUCCCUCAUUGCAAGACCAGAAUCAACCUUCGAGUAAUAUGUUACGGUUGGGAAGCAAUGGAGCAGCAAAGUUUGAGCACCUCAUCCCUCCAUCAAAUCCUUCUUCAUUACAAAACAUGCCAACAUCCGCAUUCUUCAUGCCUGAUGCCGCAAACCAAGGUUUUAAUCAAGACCAUCAACCUCACCAUGGCCACGGACCAUAUCUAAACAAACCAUUACAUGGGCUUAUGCAACUUCCUGACCUUCAAGGCAAUACUAACAAUCCCCCCACAUCCACCAAUCCUUUCAAUUUAGGCUUCUUUUCCAAUAACAGUGCUGCAAGCAGCAUAAGUACCAGUGAAAAUGCCAGUGCAUCCUCCAACUUACAAAAUUCUGGAUUUUUAAGCAGUAAUCAGUUUAACAGUGGUAAUGGUGGUGGGGGUAGUGUUGGUGAUCAAAGGACAGAAAUGUUCACUUCUAACAUGGCUGAUCAGGUUGGUUCGGGACUCUCCUCUCUUUAUAGCACUUCAAUGCAACUUCAGAACAUUUCUCCACAUAUGUCAGCCACUGCAUUGCUUCAGAAAGCUGCUCAAAUGGGUUCAACUACAAACAACAAUACUUCGUCUUUACUAAGGGGAUUGGGGAGUUCGUCAUCAAGUGGGAAUAAAACCCAUAGGCCUGUUUUAUCAGCUAACUUCGGCAGUAAUUUUGGCGGUGGUGGUGGAGGUGAAACGCUAAGAUCAGAGAUGGAGAAUGAUAGCAAUAUUCAAGGACUAAUGAACUCUCUUGCAAAUGGAAACUCUUCCAUUUUCGGGGGCGCCGGCAACGGACAAGAUAGCAACUUCGGAGGGUUUAGUGGAACAGGGAUAACACUUGAACAGCAGAGCAAUAAUGCCAACUUUUGCAACGUUAACGUGGCUAAGUUGCAUCAAAAUCUUGCGGCGAGCAUAGGCGGGACUGAUAAAUUAACCUUGGAUUUUCUAGGUGUUGGAGGAAUGGUCAGAAACAUUGGUGGAGGGUUUUCGCUGAGUGAACGACAUGGGAUCAACAUUAGCUCUUCGAACCCCAACAUAAAGUCAUCAGCUCAAGCAGCAAGUCAACAAUUUGGAAGUGCAAAACUUGUCUAAAAAAACAUACCAGAUGUCGAGAUAGGUGUCUUGGCAAUCUAGCUUUAUAGGGUUAAUAUGUAGGGAAAAACUCUUCUUUUGAUUUUCUGAAUUUGACGGCACAUGAAUUAGGGCUUCAUUUCUAGUUCAGUAUUACCUUUACCGUAUGUACUUUUUUUUAUGUUGGAAAUUAUAAAUUUUAACCUUUUCCAUAAAAAAAUGGUUUUUUACUAAAAUUAUAUGUUUGAUUGAUAGCUACAUAUCUUUUUUCUAGU
This is a messenger RNA of Durio zibethinus, 2467 nucleotides long. The record is from RefSeq and is a predicted model, not a curated record. Lineage: Eukaryota; Viridiplantae; Streptophyta; Magnoliopsida; Malvales; Malvaceae.